AUGUUGAUUCAAUCAACAAUGAUAAUCGAUAAGAGCCAUCAAUACUUUAUUGGAUAUAUAUCAGUAUCAAUAGCAUUAAUAAGCUGGUCAGCUUAUAGCUCCCUUGAGAUAUCUCCAAAUGCUUUCACAUUUUUGAUUGAAUUUACGGAUGGUUAUAAGUUAGGAAUAUUGCUUAACUUUUUAUUUCUAUCAUUUGUCUUAAGUGGCAAAUUAAUACAAAUAUUGUUAUUUGGACAUUUAAGAAUUAUAGAGGUUGAACAUCUUGUUGAAAAAUUGCCAAUAUACUUCAUCAACUUGUUAUUUAAUUUAACAACUAAUGAUAACAAUCUAAUCUUAAAUUGCUUACUAUUGGGCAUAGCAGUCAGUUUCAAGAUCUUUCAUGUCAUUCUUAUAGAUCGGUUAGACUACGUUCAUAUGAAGAUUUUUAAUAAUUCUUCAAAUGAAAGGUAUACGACUUCCAAAGUUUUACAAAAAUAUCUGACAAGUUUGUAUUUUUGGUUAAUUUUAUCGUUUAUUAUAAGUGAUUUUGCAGUUGCUAAAUUCUUAGUUUAUGACGUUUUUCAGGGAAUUAACUCUGUUACAUGCUUAUUGUUUGGGUUUCAGUUUGCUGUUCAAGGGGUAGAAGCAUUAACGUAUUAUUCGAAAUUACUAUUAAAUAUUUAUGAACUUGCAUUUUAUCGCAACCAACAGGAUGAUUUGGAUACAGAUGAAGAAAACGAGGAAGAAUUAGAUGAAGAAGAAGAGGAGGAGGAUAAUGAAAGAGUUUGGGAUAAUAAAGCUUUCUUUAGCAAAAGCAUUGACAUAUGUUCUGCGUCCUUGAAGGCAAUUUCAUAUUUAGGAUUUAUUUACUUACUAACGAUUCAUUCGGGGUUGUCCUUGCCAAUUUCUAUGCUUCAGGGAACAUACUUGUCUUUGAAGCAAACUUACAAAGAGAUAUCACAAUUAUUCGCUUUCAUUGAAUCUUCUAAAAAGUUAGAUAGCCAAUUACCUAAUGCGACAAAGGACGAAUUAGAAUCGUCUGACAACUUAUGCAUUAUUUGCAGGGAAGAUAUGUUCGCAUUAGAUGAAUAUGAAAGAGCUCACCAUAAAAAAUUAUCUUCUAGGAGAUACCCCAAAAAAUUGAAAUGUGGUCAUAUUCUUCAUAUGGGUUGCUUGAAGGAUUGGCUUGAGAGGUCGGAAAUUUGCCCAUUAUGUAGAAGAAAGGUGUUCCAAGCUGAAGAAAAUGAUUUACAAGAGCAUGCACAGACACAAGCGCAUCCACAGCCAGAAGCACAAGCACAACCAGAAGCACAACCAGAAGCACAACAAGAAGCACAGCCAGAAGCACAGCCAGAAGCACAAUUACAAGUACCCCCAGAAACUCAACAAGCACAACCUACGCGAAUCAACCAAGAGGAUACAAGAAUAAAUGUUGUCGACCAAACACAGCGAAAUCAAAAUAUUUUAAAUCAGCUUAAUAUUCCCGCAGAGUAUCCGGAGCCUACAAUUACUCCACCUCCUACAAGAACAACAGAACCAUCCGAAGUAUUUCAAACGAUAAGACUCCCAACGACAGCUAUAAUUCCUCAAGAUUGGACAAUUCUUCCUUUACAUAAAUCAACAAAUGACAAAUAUAAAAUCGAUUUUUCGUCAUUUAAUCAAGGAACGCUCACCAUAAAACAGAAACCACCUGGUAAUGAGUUGAGUAUAAUUGAGCCAAAUUUAUCCUCUUCCAGCCAUGAUGAAAUACGUAUUAAUGACACCAGAAAUACUAACUACACUAAUGAUUCUAGUUAG
Molecule: messenger RNA, 1776 nt
Organism: Debaryomyces tyrocola
Lineage: Eukaryota; Fungi; Ascomycota; Pichiomycetes; Serinales; Debaryomycetaceae
Source: the annotation of a GenBank genome assembly